Punica granatum (pomegranate) is the source of this 2202-nucleotide messenger RNA. NCBI's taxonomy places the organism in Eukaryota, Viridiplantae, Streptophyta, Magnoliopsida, Myrtales, Lythraceae. The record is from RefSeq and is a predicted model, not a curated record.
CCGCCAUGCUAUUGACUGAAACGAAGACUCCAUUGCUGCUCAGAUCUUUGAUUGCUUGAUCUCUGAGUUCUCACCGGAGAAGAAGAUGGUACUCAAAUACCUCACCUUCAUCCCCGACGACCCCGACUUCCUCAACGUUCGCCCUGGUUCUCCUCAUCCCUUCUUCUAUUUGAUCUCAUCUGCCUCGUCUUCUCCUGAUGUGUGGAGCAACUGCUACGGCAGUUGCGCCGCCAGCGUCGCGUCCGCCCACCGCCGUUUCCUCUCGACUCCCGUUUGUGAGCCUACCAGAGUUGAAGAAGGAGCAGCGGAUGAAGGCCGAGAGCUAGCAUCUGGUCGCAAUUCUGCAGGAUAUCCGACCUAUCUGGCGCCGAGGCGGGUUUCAGAAGUUGGCUCACUAUUAAGCAAAGUUGGGGGAAUGACAGUUGGACUUAUAGACACACUUGGUAGUUUUACUUUCCCCGCAUCAGGGUCAACCAAAAAAGGGUUUAAAAUCUCUGUGUUGGCUUUCGAAGUGGCAAGUACAAUUUCAAGAGCUGCCAAUCUUAUGGAAUCCCUCUCGGAGGAAAGCAUCACGCAUCUGACAGAAGUCGUGCUUCCUUCAGAAGGUGUGCAACGUCUGGUAUCCGCUGAUAUGGACGAACUUCUGAAAAUUGCUGCUCUGGAUAAGAUGGAAGAACUGAAAGUGUUCCUUGGUGAGGUUGUCCGGUUUGGAAAUCUGUCCAGAGAUCCUCAGUGGCACCAUUUGAACCGCUAUUUUAUAAAAGCGGCUUCCCAACUGCCAAAUAAGCAGUCAAAAGUAGGAGCUGAGACACUGAUUCAGCAAUUGAUGAUCCUGGUUCAGAAUACUGCUGUGCUGUAUUAUGAGUUGUACGCCUUGGAUAGACUUGAGCAAAAUUAUAGGUGCAAAAUUCACGAGUAUGAUGUUUCAAAUUCUAGUCACAGAGGAGACAGAAAUAGCCUUUCAAUCUUGAGAGCUGAGACGAAGGCCCGGAGGAAGCAUGUCAGGAGUUUGAAGCAGAAAUCCCUUUGGUCAAGGACCAUCGAGGAGGUGAUGGAGGAGCUUGUUAUCAUUGCUCGUUUUUUGCAUUUUGAGAUUCUCAGAAUCUUUGAUCUCGCUGAUUGUGAUCUUGCUAAUGAUCAUCAGACCAACCAGAGAACGUUGGGCUCUGCUGGUUUGGCUUUACAGUAUGCAAAUGUUAUAACACAUAUCAAUGCUAUUGUUUCUCAGCCUAGUUUUGUCCCUCCAAGAUCGAGAGAUGCCUUGUACCAAGCACUACCACACCAUGUUCAGUCAGUCCUUUGGCGACGACUACGCCCACUACAUGUCCCAGAAGGGCUUACCAUCUCAGAAAUCAAAGAACUAAUGGAGGAGAUGUUGCAAUGGCUCGUUCCAAUGGCUGCUAAGACUAUUAAAACUCAUCAUAGUUUUGCUCGGCUUGGAGAAUGGGGAAAUUUUGUGACCAGUUCAAACAGGAAACCAGCAGAUGUGAUCAGAAUUGAGACGCUGCACCAUGCAGAUAUCGAGAGGACCGAUCUCCUCAUACUCGAAUUGAUCUUUUGGCUUCAUCUUCUGGCGAGCCGUUCUAGAGCACAGGCUUAUGAAACCAGAUCCCCAGCACAUGACGUGGUCCGGUUAUAUCCAACUAAGCUCGAUUCCAACUCCGAAGCAAGGAUGCAAAGGCCGGGAACAAGCAGGAGCCUGAAUUUUGGUAAUGCUGGUGCUCCGGUCAUCAAAAGCCAUCAUAGGCUUGCCACCAGCAGUAGCGAUUCCGCAGUGAUCGAGACUAACAAUGUGUUUCCUGGUGAGGGGCCCUCGUUUCCUAUGAUCAACUGCGACAUUGACUGGAUCAAAGUGUUGGAUGUUAUCGAUGGAGUGGAUACGAUGUUAAACACAGAAGUUGCCUGUUCCUUUGCCCCUUCUUCGAGACGUUGAUCAGAUCGCUGCAUAUGUAUACACAAAAAAGGAAAUAAUGUUGUCGAGUGGAGCGUUCGAUGGUUAUUUCUGCAUAUAUGUAUUCAGUAUCUUCAUGCGGAUAACGAUUCUGAUGCCUAGUCGUUCUACUACGCAUAAGAUGAAUCUCAAUCUAUUUUCCUUUUUCUAUGCUCUGAUUUAACAUUAACUCCACAUCAGAUUAUCUGGAUUUCUUCUGCUUCCAGAUUUUCCUUAGUUUUGGAUAUGACUAGCUUGCAAGUUCGUGUAAA